GCAGCUGAAAAACGUUCAAAUCAAAUCCAUGUCUAAAUUUUACCAACCUCCCAUGUAUGUCCAAAUUAAUGCCUCUCAAGUACCCUUUCAUUUCGACGGAGUGUUUCGGCUAAUCACCAAAUUUUCCAUUCAAUUGAUUCUCCCAAGUCGAUGAUUGGUGACAUAGAUUUGGAUAAAUUGAAUUUUAAUAGCAAUGGCCAUCAUCGUAGUUCUUGCCAUUCUAGUGGCGAUUGCUUUAUUUCUUUAUAACAACGAAAGGAGACCGAAGAACUUUCCUCCAGGCCCUGUUGGAUACCCAAUCGUUGGCUAUUUGCCGUUCUUGGGCGAUGGAUCACACGCUGACAUUGGUAAAAUUGGGAAAAAGUACGGAGACAUUUUCAGUUUGAAAAUGGGGAGCUACUGGUAUGUUGUGCUGAACGAUUUCGAUCUGAUCAAAAAUGCAUUGAAAGAUGAUGUGUUUACGGGACGGCCGAAUUAUUUACUGCGAAUGUCAUUUUACAAAAAAGGAAUUUCGUACAACAAUGGUGCGAAUUGGCAGGCGCAGCGUCGAUUUUCGAUGAAAGUUCUAAAAGAUUUUGGAUUUGGUAAGAUGUCCAUGAUUAAGUCCAUUCAAGAUGAAAUCAGAGAAUUGCAAUCAUAUUUACGCGAAAACACUGAACAACCAAUAGAUCUGUCCGAAGUGCUUCCCAUCUCAAUCCUCAAUUCACUUUGGAAUAUUCUAACCGGCGGCAAAUUUUCCCUAUCGGAUUCACUACCAAAGAAGAUCCAUCACGUGAUCAAAUAUGGCUUGUCUGGUCAGGAGGUCCUAGGCGUCUUAUAUUUUCUGCCCUGGCUUGAGCAACUUAUUCCUGGCAAAACAUCUGGAACCGAUAAAAUGAAACUAGCAGUGGACACGUUGCACGCAGUUUUAAAGGCUACAAUCGACGAGCAUCGUCAAAGAUUCGUUCCUGGUACGCUACCGAAGGACUACAUCGAUGCCUACUUGCAAAAAAUUGAAGAGUGUGAUGAUCCGGCUUCUAGCUUUUAUGAUGAAGAAGGAGUUUUGAAUCUUAUCGAUGGCCUCACCAACUUUUGUGUACCGGGAACCGAUACAAUUAGCAGUUCGAUGAGCUUCGCUCUUUUGUAUGUAGCAAGCUCUCGUGACGUUCUAAAAAAAAUUCAUGCCGAAAUCGAUGCUGUGAUUGGAAGAGAACGUCUGCCGGAUCCAGCAGACAGGCCAAAUAUGCCGUACAUGUCAGCUGUAGUGAAUGAAACAUUCCGACUGUCAUCUAUAAUACCCGGAGGUGUUCCACAUUCGGCGACAGCCGAUACCAAAAUCAAUGGCUACACUUUGCCGAAAGGAACAAUUAUUAUGCCGAACAUAUACCAGGUCCAUCACGACGAAAAAUAUUGGGGCGAUCCACAGAAUUUCAGGCCGGAGCGAUUUUUGAAUGCAGACGGCACGCUUAGAAAAGAGGAACGAGUGAUUCCGUUCUCUAUCGGCAAACGAGUUUGUGUCGCCGAAGGUUUGGCUCAAGUGCAAUUCUUUCUGUUUCUGACGGGGAUUUUACAACAUUUCGAUUUGAUUGAGAGUCCCGACCAUCCACUCCCAGGCUUUAACGCGAAAUCAACAUUCAGCCUGUCGCCACAACCUUACAAAUUGGUUUUGCGUGAGAGAGCUUAGAUUGUCUGGAAUACUUGUUAAAAUUGGGGGUCGACAUUACACGGAAUGUCGCUCUAGUUACCCGCCUCAAAGAGAUGAUAAUUUGG
Molecule: messenger RNA, 1749 nt
Organism: Bradysia coprophila
Lineage: Eukaryota; Metazoa; Arthropoda; Insecta; Diptera; Sciaridae
Product: farnesoate epoxidase-like
Biological process (GO): xenobiotic metabolic process
Cellular component (GO): intracellular membrane-bounded organelle; cytoplasm
Molecular function (GO): heme binding; steroid hydroxylase activity; iron ion binding
Source: RefSeq, a predicted model, not a curated record